This is a messenger RNA of Ostertagia ostertagi, 252 nucleotides long. NCBI's taxonomy places the organism in Eukaryota, Metazoa, Nematoda, Chromadorea, Rhabditida, Trichostrongylidae. The record is from the annotation of a GenBank genome assembly.
AUGCAAAGAGGAAGGCAACUCAAGAAACCAGCACAUAUCAUGGCCACACCACCAAAACCCGUGAUCAAACCAGUUACUCCGACUUCGAAGGAUGAAACUGUGAAUGGUGAGUGGAUUCCCAGGUGGAACCCCUGGUAUGGACCAAUGGGAUUUCCAUGGAUUUGCAAAAAGGCGAUGGACCAACAGCUCCCGUCGCAGGAACCCCUGCUGAGUGCCACCGUUGAUUUCACUAAAUUCAAUUCGAUGGCUUGA